This is a messenger RNA of Oldenlandia corymbosa var. corymbosa, 1866 nucleotides long. NCBI's taxonomy places the organism in Eukaryota, Viridiplantae, Streptophyta, Magnoliopsida, Gentianales, Rubiaceae. The record is from the annotation of a GenBank genome assembly.
AUGGAUUUGUUGGCGGAAGAGCUUUGGAUGGAGAUUCUGGAAAAGCUGCCGACUAAAUCAUUGAUGAUAUGCACUUGCGUCUGCAAAGGAUGGCAUAAUUUGAUCUUGGACCAUAACCAUAUCACGGAUGAUAAUUGGGCUGUGGACACGUGUACGCACCGAUGUGAACACCAAGACUACUUAUUGUCAAAGAAGAAGAAGGGAGACUCGGAUGAUUCCUCCACUACUAUACUUGCUACUGUACUGUUGAGUGGUCUCGAAUUGCCUGGAUGCCUUCUCCCAAGCCGAUCAUCAUGCAAUGGAAUUCUUUGCUUUACGGAUUGGUACGGUAGACCGUUUUGUGUCUAUUUGUGCAAUCCCAUAACUCGGGAUUACUUUAGACUUCCUACACCUACUGUAUACCCGGAGGAUGAAAAGAUCUACUGUACUGAAGCAUUUGGUUUUGGUAUUGGCAACAGUAUUCAUGACUACAAGGUUGUUAGAAUAGUAAAGCAUGUCGAGGGACACCCAAACAGAUUUGCUGCCGAGAUUUACAAACUCACUACAAAUUGUUGGAGUGAGCGGUAUCGAAUCAUUAUCUUUGAUUUUCAAGGUGAGAAGUUUGAGCGGAUGGAAAUUCCGGCUCAAUGUUGGGAUCGUCGUGGUAGGAGAGUCAAUUUGACAGUUUUGCACGAUUCUAUUGCAUUACUUACAGAUCGGAGUGACUAUGAUGAAAUGGUGAUCAACAGCGAGUUUGAAGUGUGGAUGAUGAGGGAAUAUGGGAAUUCAGAGUCAUGGACUAAAACCUGUACCGUGGUGUUGCCACCCCCUCCCCACGCUACUGUACCCAGCCGUUGCAUAUUGUGGCAAAUGCCAACUUGUUGGAAUAAGGAGCUUUUGGCUGUAAGUAAGUAUGGAGAUAUGUUCUCUUAUAGUCUCCCACAAGAUGAACAACAACCACCACAACCACAACAACCACUUGGUGUUGUGAAAAAUAUCGAUCCCUACCUUGCUCGGAUUCCUCCCUCAUUUGUCAUCUUUCAACCAACUUUGGUUGCUCUUAGUGGAAGGUCAACAGGGUUCAACGGGUGGGGAGUUUGCGAGAGAUCUGGAGCCGCAUGCUAUGAUCCCCGGUUCAUCGGUAAAGGCGGUGUCGUAUUCUACUUCCAUGGCAAGAGCAACGAACAUUUUAGUUUGGUUUCCGAUACUAACUUACAAAUCAAUGCUAGAUUCAUUGGCCAUCGCCCGGCUGGCCGAACCCGGGACUACACAUGGAUUCAGGCAUUGGGUAUUCUCUUCAACUCCCAUUCUGUCUCUCUUGAGGCCACCAAAUUGUCCAAAUGGGACGACGAAAUUGACCAUCUUAAAUUCACUUACGAUGGCCAGGAAGUUUUCGUCGCGGAAGGAACUCUUGCGGAAUGGAUCUCGCAAUACGGUGAUGUUAAGAUUAAGAGAUUUGCCAACAAAAACGGUGUGAUCCUUUCUAUUCCUCAACUGGUGGAGGUUACAGCCAGGGUAGUACCCGUAACAGAGGAAGAAAACAGAGUUCAUAACUACCAAUUGCCUUCUGAUGAUUGCUUUGCUCAUCUGGAGGUGAGCUUCAAUUUCUUGGGUGUCUCUUCGAACGUUGAUGGGGUCAUCGGGCGGACUUAUCGGCCGGAUUUCGAGAAUCCGGCAAAGUUAGGAGUCGCAAUGCCUACUUUUGGAGGUGAAGAUAAGUACAGAACCACUUCACUCUUCUCUGCAGAUUGCAAAGAUUGCUUGUAUGAUCCAAACAGUAAGGUUGACGACAGAAUUGAGAAUCCAAUGUUGCUUAUGAAUAAACAUGAUCGCCUGGAUUGCUCAAGUGGAUCUUCCCGUGGGAAUGGAAUAGUCUGCAAGAAAUGA